Molecule: messenger RNA, 2176 nt
Organism: Bradysia coprophila
Lineage: Eukaryota; Metazoa; Arthropoda; Insecta; Diptera; Sciaridae
Product: U3 small nucleolar ribonucleoprotein MPP10
Biological process (GO): rRNA processing
Cellular component (GO): Mpp10 complex; nucleus; sno(s)RNA-containing ribonucleoprotein complex
Source: RefSeq, a predicted model, not a curated record
UCGAGCAGUUCAAUGACAUGUGACAUGAAGUAUAACCUCUAAACUAAGAACAUCUAUAACAUGAUUUUGGAAACAACCGCAAUGGAUAAUAAUAGUCAAAAACAGACUUUCAAAGAGUUUUUCAAAAAGUUCCAGUCUGUUACUAAAGCUCCCGAAGCAUAUCUAAGAGUACAAACCGAGAAGGCAGAAAAGAGCAGAGCUCUUCUUAAAUCGUUGUUUGAUUAUGUACGAUCGAAAGAUGUAUUCAUUGGAAAGCUUAUUCCAUCACAAAUUUCUGUUGAUCAUAUGGAUGACGAGCAAAUAUGGCAGCAACUGGAGCUGAUGAAUACAUGCCUGUGGUCGACAUCGUUGGAACACACAUCUAGACUUUUGGCAGGUGCCGAUGAUAAGUUUUCUCUGAAUUACAAAAAAGCUGGUGAAGAAUCUGAAGAAAGUGAUGGAACUAAUGAGGAGCAAAGUGACAAUGAAGAUCACAAUGUCAGUCAUUCCGAUUCCGAAUCGGACUCCGAUGAAGAUAUCGAUGAAACAGAGGCGACCAUUUCGAAGAAGGAUACAUCGGCAAAAAGUUCCUCACGAAAGUCGAUCGUGGACGAUAAAUUUUUCAAAUUGAGCGAAAUGGAAGCGUUCUUAGAGUCCGAGGACAAAAAGGAAAUGCGCAAGAGUAAAGGGACGUAUUUUGAACCGGACGACGAGGAAAUUGAUUAUUUUAACGGAGACUUUUCGGAAGAUGAUGUUGAAGGCGAUGAAGAAGACGCAGAAGCGAAUGCCAAGUAUGUGAAUUUUUUCGACGCGGACAGCGAUGAUGAAGAAGAGAUAAGGCGAAGGAAACGAGAAGCGCGGGAUGCUAAAAAUAAAUUAGUCGAAAAACGGAAAAAGGAAGACUUAGGCUUGGAUGACAGCGACAUCGAUAACGUUGAUGACGAAGAGGUGGAUGAAUUAAAUGAAGAUGAACAAGUUGAAGAAGAACAAGAUGACGAAGAAGAUUACGAUGAAGAAGAAGGCAACGACAAGGAUGAUACAAAGAAGGGUAAAGUUUCAUUUGACAUGUCAAAAAACAGUUAUCGCUCGGACUCUGACGACCAUGACGAUGAUGAUGAUAAUGAUGAAGAAAAAGAAGACAAGAAAAUGAAUCUGGAUCCUGAAAAUAAAUCUUCGUUCGAGCUCCGCCAAGAACGUCUUCGCAAUCGGAUCACUGAAUUCGAAGAAGCUGCCCUGGGCGAAAAGGCGUGGCAAUUGAGAGGUGAAGUAACCUCUACGUCGAGACCUCAGAAUUCGCUGCUGGAAGAAGUGUUAGAGUUUGAUUCAACAGCACGACCCGCACCCAUUAUCACCGAAGAAACAACACUGCAACUGGAGGACAUUAUAAAACAACGUAUUAAAGACAAAGCAUGGAACGAUGUCGAACGCAAAUACAAGCCGGUCAACACGCCGCAAGAAUUCCGAAAGAAAUUGGUCCUCGAUCAAGAGAAGAGUAAAGAGUCGCUGGCACAAAUAUACGAAAAGGAAUAUUUGAACGAAUUGGACAAAAUUGAUCCGAACAGAGGCGAAAAAGAGGAAGAGGAGCCCAAAGAGCACACCGAAAUUCGUCGGCUGACUAAAACUCUGUUUUUGAAAUUGGACGCGUUGUCCAACUUUUAUUACACACCGAAGCCUGCAAUACCCGAAGCGAAAAUCAUCACCAACACUCCUGCUAUCAAUAUGGAAGAAGUGGCACCGAUUGGUGUCAGUGAUGCAACAUUAUUGGCACCGGAAGAGGUGAAACACCGGGCCAAGGGCGACGUACUGGGCAAAUCGGAACGAACAUCGACAGAUAAGAAACGGGAACGUAGAAUGAAGAAAUUGAAACAGAAAUCGGUUAAAAUCGCACAGGAGAAACGUACGGCGGAAAAGGAGAAAUUGGGCAUCCGAUUGUCGAGCAAGGAGGAACAGAAGAAAUUGCUGAACAAGGUGACGAAGGCGAGAAAUGUGGAGAAAGUGAAGGAAACCAGCGACGGCAAAUCAUCGAAAUCGUCGAAGGCUUUCUUCUCUCAGCUGCAGGAUGAGGUGUCGCUUAAAACUAAAACGAAAUCGAAGCGAAAAUCGUCGAAGAAUGAAGAAGCGGUGAGCGCUAAAAAGUUGAAAUUGUAAAUGCGAGGUAAAUAAAUAAAUUUCUCUUUUUUUUAUUGAAAACUAGAAA